ACUUUGCCACUUGCCUCUGGACGGUGGUGGGGCGCUUGCUGGAGCCGCGGCCAGAGGGAGAGCCGGGGACCCGGAGCCAUCCAGCGCCCGCGCUUCCUCUCGGCGCGCACGACCCCGGGGCGGGGGGGAACAGCGCCGCCGCCUUGAAAGGGCGCCCCGGCCUCGGAGGGAGCAUCCCCCAGGCGCGAGGGGCGGCGGCGCUGGCAGCCUCUUUCUCGGCCAGUGGGGCGCAGCGCUGGCGCCUGAGGGGGACUCCCCGGCCACCUGCAGGGACCGCCGUGCGGAGGGAGCGUCGCUAGCAGCCGCGCUGGGCUGCCGAGAAGGCUAGAGCGAGGGUGCCCCGGGCCAGCGAAGGGCAACAGCGGAGCCCGGAGGGGGAGCCGGCCUGACAGCCCGUGGGCCCCGACGGCGCGCUCUCCCGUCCGCCAACCGCAGGCAGGCCCCGCGCGGCGGCCGGAGGGGGCGACGGCGGCGCCCUCGGGCUUCGGGGCAGCCAGCCAUGACCUUCGGGCGCAGCGGGGCGGCCUCGGUGGUGCUGAACGUGGGCGGCGCCCGGUACUCGCUGUCCCGGGAGCUGCUGAAGGACUUCCCUCUGCGGCGCGUGAGCCGGCUGCACGGCUGCCGCUCGGAGCGCGACGUGCUGGAGGUGUGCGACGACUAUGACCACGAGCGCAACGAGUACUUCUUCGACCGGCACUCGGAGGCCUUCGGCUUCAUCCUUCUCUACGUCCGCGGCCACGGCAAGCUGCGCUUCGCGCCGCGGAUGUGCGAGCUCUCCUUCUACAAUGAGAUGAUCUAUUGGGGCCUGGAGGGCGCGCACCUAGAGUACUGCUGCCAGCGCCGCCUCGACGACCGCAUGUCCGAUACCUACACCUUCUACACCGCCGAAGAGCCGGGCGCGCUGGGCCGGGACGAGGCGCGACCCGGCGGUGCCGAGGCCGCCCCUUCCCGCCGCUGGUUGGAGCGCAUGCGGCGGACCUUCGAGGAGCCCACGUCGUCGCUGGCCGCGCAGAUCCUGGCCAGCGUGUCGGUGGUGUUCGUGAUCGUGUCCAUGGUGGUGCUGUGCGCCAGCACACUGCCCGAUUGGCGCGCCGCGGCGGCCGACAACCGCAGCCUGGAUGACCGGAGCAGGUACUCCGCCGGCCCUGGGAGGGAGCCCUCCGGGAUAAUUGAAGCCAUCUGCAUAGGUUGGUUCACUGCGGAGUGCAUCGUGAGGUUCAUCGUCUCCAAAAACAAGUGUGAGUUUGUCAAGAGACCCCUGAACAUCAUUGAUUUACUGGCAAUCACACCGUAUUACAUCUCCGUGUUAAUGACCGUGUUUACGGGCGAGAACUCUCAACUCCAGAGGGCUGGAGUCACCUUGCGGGUGCUUAGAAUGAUGAGGAUUUUUUGGGUGAUUAAGCUGGCCCGUCACUUCAUUGGUCUGCAGACACUUGGUUUGACUCUCAAGCGAUGCUACCGAGAGAUGGUUAUGUUACUUGUCUUCAUUUGUGUUGCCAUGGCAAUCUUUAGUGCACUUUCUCAGCUUCUUGAACAUGGGUUGGACCUGGAAACAUCCAACAAGGACUUCGCCAGCAUCCCCGCUGCCUGCUGGUGGGUGAUUAUCUCUAUGACUACAGUUGGCUAUGGAGAUAUGUAUCCUAUCACAGUGCCUGGAAGAAUUCUUGGAGGAGUUUGUGUUGUCAGUGGGAUUGUGCUAUUGGCGUUACCUAUCACUUUUAUCUACCAUAGCUUCGUGCAGUGUUAUCAUGAGCUCAAGUUUAGAUCAGCUAGAUACAGUAGGAGCCUCUCCGCUGAGUUCCUAAAUUAAUGUAUUGCAAAGCAAUUCUUGCAUACACUUCAUUUGAUCCAGUUGACGCUACUUCAUAUUUAUGCGUUUCUUGCUGGGUGAGCACUGCAGUUGUAUUGUCAUCACCUUGGGAGAGUAAAAAUUGUCCUUCCCAGCUGAAGGGGUAAAAGAAUUUACUUAAUAUGGAGUAAAGAAGAUUGAGACUGCAAAGGAAAGGGAAUGUCUCCUAGAAUAAAUUUUAGGAUCUUAUUUUAUUUAGACUUGCCUCUUCCCUGCCUUGAACAAUUACACUUUUUGUGUUUGUUUUAAAGUAUAUUAUUUGAACAUUUUAAAACUGAAAGCUACUAUUUUCCAAAUGUUUUUCCAUCUUGUGAAUACAGAAGAAGCUUGGAAGUUACAGUGUUUUUUGUUGGAGAGUAACAUUUUCAUUUCUAAAUGUUUUAUAAUCUCUUAUAUCAAUGUCAGAAGUAUCCUGGAAACAUAUGUCAGAUGCAGGAACUGUUUAACAAAUACUUUGAAAAUUUGGCCAAAUUUUAAAGUGUAGAGUGGAGCUAGUAGAUACAAGCAAGAAUAGUAUUUGAAAAACUUCUCCGGCAUAUUUCUCAAUUAUCUGAUUUAUUUUUGUCCUUAUUCUCCUUGUCAUACCAUAAUAUAAUAUGGUAUGAUAUCAUACCUUAUCAUACCAUAAUAUGAUAUGGAAGCUUGAGUAUGUUCUUCCUUUUCCAUUUUAGAUUUCUUUUUUCUCUGUCUUGAAAUGACUUAGAAGAGUGUUAUAUUGUUUAGCAUUUUAUUGGAGUUCAUUUUAUUUGAAUUCAUUGCUGUUACUAGAUGUUAAUUGUCCUGACAUUCAGAUGUCCAAAUAAGAUUUCCAACAUUAAAAUGAUAAUAGAAAUAGUUUGAUAUUGCAACCCAUAUUUAUCUUCUUCUGCUCUUAAUGUUUUUUUUUUUUUUUACUAAACACCAUGUGUUUAAUAAGACUUAAAAUGAAAGGAUAUUUAUGUAACCAUUUUAUACCAAAGUCAUACUUAGAUGUUGUCACUGGAUUGUCUUAAAAAAGAAAUUAAACAUUUUCUUACUCUUG
Cervus elaphus (red deer) is the source of this 2870-nucleotide messenger RNA. RefSeq names its product potassium voltage-gated channel modifier subfamily G member 3 (gene KCNG3). Gene Ontology annotation, biological process: potassium ion transmembrane transport; protein homooligomerization. Gene Ontology annotation, molecular function: protein binding; delayed rectifier potassium channel activity. The coding region runs from base 500 to 1810 and encodes 436 amino acids. NCBI's taxonomy places the organism in Eukaryota, Metazoa, Chordata, Mammalia, Artiodactyla, Cervidae. The transcript is spliced from 2 exons. The record is from RefSeq and is a predicted model, not a curated record. Gene Ontology annotation, cellular component: voltage-gated potassium channel complex; membrane.